Molecule: messenger RNA, 648 nt
Organism: Vanrija pseudolonga
Lineage: Eukaryota; Fungi; Basidiomycota; Tremellomycetes; Trichosporonales; Trichosporonaceae
Exons: 3
Coding region: 1-648 (215 amino acids)
Source: RefSeq, a predicted model, not a curated record
AUGAGCGACUUCACCCUCAUUAGCUCGGACAACAUCCGUUUCCGUGUCGACUCUAGCUUCAUCUUUGCCGCGAGUUCCGUCUUCCGCGACGCCAGGGAGUUGGGUGGCGACAAAGGCAAGACUGUCGACUUCACAGACAACGACAUCGAGACCGCAGACACUCUUCGUCUUUUUCUCCUCCUCGCGACCACCGGAAAGCUUCCUGCGGAAUUGAGCUGCAUCAACUUUGUCCUCGCGGCUGAGAAGAUCGCCCACCUCACAAGCUUUCUCCUGAAGUACUCGUGUGAGCCCACCAUCCAGGCGCUUAAAGGGGCCGUUUAUUUCGACUUUCUCAGCCCUCUUUUGUUGGGCGCCCGAGACGGCGUUCCUGGCAUCAUCUUGGGAUCCAUGACCGACGAUGUCGACUAUUGCAUUCAAGCCAUGGACGCGGGUAUCGUUAUCGGGACGGAGCCGGGCGACCCCAUCAUCAACUGCCGCCACAGUGAAUUCGACCUAGUGCCAUACAACUUGCCUUACAAGGUCGCCCGUUUUAUUCCCACCGACUACAUGUGGGCGCUGUCUUAUUCGUGGAAUGGAAAGCAGAAGGAUUGGCCAACCAAAUUUCGCUCUCUCAUGAGGAGGGUCAAAGACAGCCAGAAGCGCUCCUGA